Messenger RNA from Diuraphis noxia (Russian wheat aphid), 373 nucleotides. RefSeq names its product protein PET117 homolog, mitochondrial. NCBI's taxonomy places the organism in Eukaryota, Metazoa, Arthropoda, Insecta, Hemiptera, Aphididae. The record is from RefSeq and is a predicted model, not a curated record.
AUCGCUUGUCAGCUCUAGUUGCUGACCACUGCUGGCUCGAACUGUGGAGACAUUAUUGAAUUUUUCUAUGCUUAAACUUAACGCCAGUUAAGGAUACCUAUUCGUUCAAUCCGUAUUAAUAUGUCAACUACGUCUAAAAUAGUAUUUGGAUUAUCUUGUUUCACAUCGGUGGGUAUCAUUGGGUUUGUUCACUACCAACAACAAGACGAUUUGAAUAAGUUGCACGAAGGUGUUGUAAAAGAYAUUGAACGACAAGAAAAUAAACGCCGGGAGUUAGAAAUUAACUCCGAUAUUUUAGUGGCCAACAAUCUCCAGAAUGGGGAAAAAAUCGCAUAAAAAGGAACACAAAAAAUCGACUCACAAAAAAAAAAAA